ACUCUGGUGAUGCACAGCGGUGUUUUUCCGGAAGCGAGUGCGCUGUAGAUUGCAGCCAUUUCUGUCAUCGCACCGCGUUAGUCGACGUUGUUGAAGUGUCAACAACAACAACAACAGGUCGGAUCUUCCUCUCGUUCGCUCGGCUGGCUCGCCAGCUGAAUCUCUCCGGGAUGGACCCAGCAAGCCGCUACCUGGCGCUGCACAAUGAGGAAGACUCCUCGGAGGCCUCCGCCAGCGGGCAGCAGCCGUGCACCUCCGGCCAGGCGGCCGGCGCGUCCGGCCAGGACCGGAGCCGGGCCGAGCGCGGCCAGGCGUCCGCGGGCGAAGCGUCGGGGUCGGACGCCCCCCCGCCUCCUUACGCCUCCAUCGACCUGGGAGCGACCGCCGCGCCAGAGACGAGCUACCGAUGCGACUUCCCGGUCCCUCCGCCCUACAGCGUCGCCACCUCGCUGCCCACGUACGACGAGGCGGAGAAGGCCAAGGCGGCCUCCCUGGCGACCUCCGCCGUGGAGGUGACGCCGCGGGAUGACGAGUUCCCCCCCAGAGAGGAUUGCAGCGACGCCGAUCAGCUCCGAGUCGGCAACGACGGCAUCUUCAUGCUGGCCUUCUUCAUGGCCUUCCUCUUCAACUGGAUCGGGUUCUGCCUCUCCUUCUGUCUGACCAAUACCAUCGCGGGUCGCUACGGCGCCAUCUGCGGCUUCGGCCUCUCCCUCGUCAAGUGGAUUCUGAUCGUCAGGUUCUCCGACUACUUCACGGGAUACUUCAACGGGCAGUACUGGCUCUGGUGGAUCUUCCUGUUGCUCGGCAUCCUGCUGUUCUUCCGGGGCUUAGUGAACUAUCUCAAGGUCCGCAACAUGUCCGAGAACCUGGCCACGGCCCACCGGACACGCCUCUUCUUCUUCUUCUGAACGGUUUCCGAGCAAUCGCCAUUUCUUACCGACGUCCGCCGCCCUCCUCUCCCCUUCCGCCCUCACCCCCCACCUCUCUAAUGACCUGAGUGACCAGCCUGGCAGCGAAGAGGAGACGGGGGGGGGGGGGGGGGAAGAAUGAAGGAAAGGCGUCCGGGAGAACGUGUUAACAGUCUCAUUCAAAAGCAAAACGCGGCUCCCUCUCGACUUCUAAACGGCGGCGUGAAAAAAAGAAAAAGAAAGAAAAUGAGUCUUUGACGAUCAGAUCCGUCCUUCCUGUCUUUUGGUUUUUGUAAAAAAAGGAAAUUGACCUGUUUUGCAUUUUCCGGUCCCGUGGUACACGUCACGUCUCUGAAUGAGUUAGCUAACUCCGCCCCCUUUUCUCCAAGUCACCGGGUGUUUUGAACAACAAGUCUUAACUUUAACCACGAUAUAGCAUUUUUUAUUUUUUUUGCAUCCACAGCCUCUCUCCCACCGCCCCUUUUAGUCCGGAGGCCGAGGGGGAAAGAUGGCCGACGUGUUUAUAUAUCACGGGCCCCGAUGCUUUUAGUGUUUCUCCACCAAACACGCCUCCCGGGACUCGCAUCCAGACAAAAUAUGAUGACGGACCAAAAAAAAGCCGUUAUUGGAAACUCUUUUCUUCAUGUCCAAUUCUUUGUUUUUUUAAAGUCAACCGAUACUUUAAAAAGGAACGGUGACCUUUUGACCCUUGGGGACUUUUUAAAAAACUUGCCGAAACAACACCUUUUUCUAUCUGAGACUCGGUAAAAGGCCAAAAAUAAAAAGCGUUAGAAUACCAAAAUCAAAACGUAACUCGCCACACGCUCCGGUGAAACACACGUGUCACCUUCAUCACAACAGAUCUGUGAAACAUGAUAUACACCUGCUCUUUUUUUCUUUCUUUUUCGCUACACAAACUCCACUCUGUUUGCCAAAUUACGUCUGGGCGCCUCCACCGGCCACAUCGGUAGAAACCGGCCACAUCGGUAGAAACCGGCCACAUCGGUAGAAACCGGUCACAUCGAUAGAAACCGGCCCCGGGACUCGGACCGACGUGCGAGGCGAGUGAAACUCUUUGGAGGAAAAGAGUUGUCUGAAGUGUCGUUCUUUGUGAUAAACCUACAACAGUCAUGCAGUCCUGCCAUCAUGGAUCAGGUUCAUCCUAGAGGUGCUCAUUGGACAAACUGCACUGCGUGUGUGUGUGUGUGUGUAACGUCACACGUGCCAACAAAAUUAUUUUAAAUCGGAUGAAAAUGCAAUAAAAUAGCUCCUGAAAUGUGACGGGGUCUGCAAGUCGGGCAUGAUUUAGAGAACGCGGUGAUCCUUAUCCUUGGGGGGGGGGGGGGGGCAGCAGCAGCCAAUGAGCUGGUCCGACUGGUCAAUUUAAAACAGGCUUGGAUUAAUUCUUCUUUCUUUCUCUUUUUUGUUGUCAUCCAUGAAAUGUACAUACCAGUUUAUGCCAAUUCAUAAUAUUUGCACUUUGAAGAAUUUCUGUACAGUACGAUUUGUGAAUCUGCUCAACUCGAUGUGUUGGGCAGAGAAGAAGAUAAAGAAAAAAUUUAUCAAAUCUACAACUGGAAUUCCUAAUCAUCCCAAAUGGACAAUUUGCCUAUUUAUUUCAAUUUUUCAACAAUGGUAAUGUUCUUACUGCGUGUGUCUUGUGUUAUUGCUGAAACCAGCAUAAACUGUGACGGCUUGUUGCUCAGCUUUUGCUCUUCUUUCUUUUGCCUCUGCUCAUAUCCAACUAAAGCCUCUGUCGGCAAUAUCACGGCGUGUCAAUGAAUUAGAGCUCAGCUGCAUGAUUUAUCCACACGACCGCGUGGGCUAAUAUUAGGAUUAAUCUAGUACGAUGACAUUUCUUUGUUUGUAAAUAAAUGAAGAAGAAAAAACGAGACGGCAUCUAAACUGUUUUUGUUGUUUUUGGUCCAACAUGAUCCUUGUAACGUCUUUUGAAAAAAAAAAACAGCGGUUAUGACUGGAAUUAAAUGAUUUCUUGCAAAAAUGCCAAUAAAGGUAAAUAAAGUUUUA
Pseudoliparis swirei is the source of this 2936-nucleotide messenger RNA. It is a transcript of the gene ndfip2, whose product is annotated as Nedd4 family interacting protein 2. The record is from RefSeq and is a predicted model, not a curated record. The transcript is spliced from 8 exons. Gene Ontology annotation, molecular function: WW domain binding. Gene Ontology annotation, cellular component: Golgi apparatus; endoplasmic reticulum; perinuclear region of cytoplasm. Bases 171 to 908 code for a protein of 245 amino acids. Gene Ontology annotation, biological process: metal ion transport; vacuolar transport; ubiquitin-dependent protein catabolic process. NCBI's taxonomy places the organism in Eukaryota, Metazoa, Chordata, Actinopteri, Perciformes, Liparidae.